Messenger RNA from Solanum pennellii, 1292 nucleotides. Its product is annotated as bifunctional protein FolD 2. Gene Ontology annotation, biological process: tetrahydrofolate interconversion. The transcript has 6 exons. Gene Ontology annotation, cellular component: cytosol. Gene Ontology annotation, molecular function: methylenetetrahydrofolate dehydrogenase (NADP+) activity; methenyltetrahydrofolate cyclohydrolase activity. NCBI's taxonomy places the organism in Eukaryota, Viridiplantae, Streptophyta, Magnoliopsida, Solanales, Solanaceae. The record is from RefSeq and is a predicted model, not a curated record. Bases 202 to 1101 code for a protein of 299 amino acids.
AUUCUCUUUUUGGUAAUAUUUAUGUUUUAUUCACAUUGGACAUUAAAAAUAAAAAUAUCUUCUCCCUAAAUCUCACCUACUCUCCUUCGUCAGCUCCAAUUUUCGCCAAUAUUUAUUUCUUACAGAUCUGAAGAGCCGAUUCCUAUUAAUUGACUAAAAGUGUUGAAGUUAUAGGCAAUUUAUAUCUCGUCUGAAGAUACAAUGGCAUCGCCAUCAGAUCACAAGGCUACCAUCAUUGACGGUAAAGCAAUUGCUCAAACUAUUCGUUCUGAGAUUGCUUCUGAAGUCCAACGUCUUUCAGAAAAGUAUGGCAAGGUCCCCGGGUUGGCAGUUGUCAUUGUAGGAAAUAGGAAGGAUUCACAAAGUUACGUGAAUAUGAAGAGAAAAUCUUGUGCGGAGCUGUGCAUUAAGUCUUUUGAUAUUGACCUCCCAGAGGAUGUAGCUGAAGCUGAGGUGAUUAGCAAGGUCCAUGAGCUAAAUGCUAAUCCUGAUGUACAUGGUAUACUGGUACAGCUUCCGUUACCAAAACAUAUUAAUGAAGAGAAAGUUCUAUGUGAAAUCAGUCUGGAAAAGGAUGUAGAUGGCUUUCAUCCUCUGAAUAUUGGCAAGCUUGCAAUGAAAGGCAGACAACCUUUGUUCAACCCUUGCACGCCCAAGGGAUGCAUUGAGCUUUUAGUCCGAAGUGGGAUAAGCAUAAAGGGGAAGAACGCAGUUGUGGUUGGUCGAAGCAACAUUGUUGGAUUACCAGUAUCUCUUCUUCUUCUGAAGGAAGACGCCACUGUUACUGUAGUCCAUUCACGCACCAAAGAACCAGAGAAAAUCAUUCGUGAAGCAGACAUUAUCAUUGCUGCCGCAGGACAGGCUAUGAUGAUCAAAGGCAGCUGGAUCAAACCUGGUGCUGCAGUAAUUGAUGUUGGAACAAAUGCUGUAGAUGAUCCUACAAGGAAGUCAGGUUAUAGGCUCGUUGGAGAUGUCGAUUUUCAGGAAGCAUGUAAGGUGGCUGGCUGGAUAACUCCAGUUCCGGGAGGCGUUGGACCAAUGACUGUUGCAAUGCUUCUGAAGAAUACAUUGGAUGGAGCUAAACGAGUUAUCGAGAAGUAAACACUUCAUUGGCUCUGUAGACCACAAUAAGGUAUGUCAAGGCUUCUUAGCUAAUUGACAAAUACAUUUAGAAAUGACAAAAAUUACAAUGAGAUUGUUCUUGUGAUAUGGAAUUUCAUGUCGAAAGUUUUACAACCACUCGCUUAUUAUGCAUUCAUCAAAUAUAUUAUCGAAUAUCACUGUUUAUACUA